AAAGGUGUCACGAACGAUGAGCUAGCUCACGUAGAACUAAUUUCAAAUGAAUUUAUCAAUAAUAAUAAAAUUGUAUAUUCGAAGGAUGUUCCAUUAGCUGUCGCAAAGGCCAUUCAUGGUCUUCGCGCUGUAUUUGGUGAGGUAUACCCUGAUCCUGUUAGAGUAGUAUCCAUAGGAUAUGAUGUGAACGAUAUCGUGCAGGACGUAUCAAAUCCAAAAUGGGGUGAUACUUCGAUAGAAUUUUGUGGCGGAACUCACGUUGCAAAAACCGGUGAUAUCAAAGGUUUUGUUAUUUUGGAAGAAUCUGGUAUUGCUAAAGGCAUUCGUAGAAUAGUCGCUGUGACCGGAGAAGAAGCUCAGCAGGCUAUUAAAAUUGCUGAUGAGUUCCGAAUCAAAAUUGAUAAGAUCUCAAAAUUACAAGGGGCAGAAUUGGAUUCUGCACUUAAACAAGUAUCAAAAGAACUUGAUGCUUCAGAUAUAUCGUCAUUAAAAAAAUCAGAAUAUCGUGAAACGUUAAAUGAACUAAGAAAAGCCUUUAAUGAUUCUGACAGGGCCAGGAAAGCUGCACAAACAAAAGAGGUUAUAGAUAUAAUAAAUAAUUAUUUUGAAAAAAAUCCUAAUAGUCCGUAUAUCAUCAAAUUACUAGAUGUUGGGUCAAACACAAAGGCUAUUGCUGGUGGUAUCUCACAUUGUAAGACAAACUUAAAAGACAAGGCUGCUUACUUAUUUUCGGUUGAUGAAACUUCAAGUCGUGUAGCUCAUAGUUGUAUUGUGGGUAAGCAUUUAGUUAAUAAAGGACUAAAAGCUGCUGAUUGGGCUAAAGCCGUAUCUGAAAGUGUUGGUGGAAAGUCUGGAGGUAAAGAUGAUGCAGCUCAAGGCAGCGGAACAAAUGUUAAUGAAAUUGAUAAUGCAUUAAAAGUUGCAGAACAAUUUGCUAAACUUCAAUUGUCACUAUAG
Messenger RNA from Dentiscutata heterogama, 957 nucleotides. NCBI's taxonomy places the organism in Eukaryota, Fungi, Glomeromycota, Glomeromycetes, Diversisporales, Gigasporaceae. The record is from the annotation of a GenBank genome assembly.